Molecule: messenger RNA, 4858 nt
Organism: Mauremys mutica (yellowpond turtle)
Lineage: Eukaryota; Metazoa; Chordata; Testudines; Geoemydidae
Gene: CBLL1
Product: Cbl proto-oncogene like 1
Exons: 7
Coding region: 1281-2621 (446 amino acids)
Biological process (GO): protein ubiquitination; regulation of cell adhesion
Molecular function (GO): ubiquitin protein ligase activity
Source: RefSeq, a predicted model, not a curated record
UCUGCCAUGCUAUGAAAAUGGACACAGUAUUCCAGGAGCAGUUUAACCAGCACCAAGUACAGUGAGGUAAAACAGCCUCCUACUCAAGAUUUCCCCUGUUUAUGCAUCCCAGGAUCACAUUAGUUCUUUUGGCCACAGCAUCACAUUGGGAGUUCACAUUCAGCUGAUUAUCCACUAUAACCUCCAAAUCUUUUUCAGUCACUACUUCCCAGGAUAGAGUUCCCCAUUCUGUAAGUAUGACCUACAUUUUUUUUGUUCCUAGGUGUAUACAUUUACCUUUAGCCGUAUUAAAACACAUAUUGCUUGCUUGUGCCCACCUUACCAAGCGAUCCACAUUGCUCUGAAUCAGUGACCUACCCUCUUUAUUAUUUACCGUUCCCCCAAUUUUUGUGUCAUCUGCAAACUUUAUCAGUGAUGAUUUUAUUUUCUUUCAGGUCAUUGAUAAAAAUGUUAAAUAUUAUAGGGCCAAGAGCCAGUCUCUGUGGGACCCUACUAGAAACACACGUGCUCAAUGGCGAGUUCCCCAUUUACAGUUACAUUUUGAGGCCUAUCAGUUUUAAUCCAUUUAAUAUGUACCAUGUUAAUUUUAUAUUGGUCUAGAUUUUAAUCAAAAUAUCAUGCGAUACCAAGUGAAACGCUUUACAGAAGUCUAAGUAUAUUGCAUCAACACCAUUACCUUUAUUAACCAAAUUUGUAAUCUCAUAAAUAAAAGAUACCAAGUUAGUUUGAUAAGGUCUGUUUUCUGUAAAUGGUGGUUGAUUUGCGUUAAUAAUAGUACCCUUCUUUAAUUCUUUAUUAAUCGAGCCCCAUCUCAGCUGUUCUAUUAUCUUGCCCAAGAUCAUAAACAGAAUGUUUGUCUUUUGAUUUCCCUUGCAAACAGCAUAUACCAAACCAUUCCUGAGGGAAGAUCCUUGUUGUUCAUUAGUUGUACAGUGGUUAUUCCAAGGAGCCCUAAUUGUGAAUUAGGGUACUACUGUGCAAGAUGCUGUACAAACACACAAUAAAAAGACAGUCUCUGCCACAAAGAAGUUACAGUUUGAGAGAGAGAGACUGAUUCACUCCUAAAUUGACUUCAUUAUAAAUGUCAUAUUACUGCAUAAUUGCAUUUAUGACCAAUACUGUUGGCAUGACCUGACAGUUUGAAGGCACCAUACAAUGAUUUGCAAGGCACUAAUAGUUCUGGAUCAUUGGGUGGUCUUGAUGUUCGCAGACGAAUCCCUAUAAAGCUCAUCUCCAAACAGCCCAACAAAACCAAACCUGCACCACGUGCUCCAAGAAUUAUGAACAGGAUGCCUUCAAAGGCACAGGCUGGUGAUGAAGAAGAAUUUGAUUAUAAUGAAGAGGAGCGGUAUGAGUGCAAAGGAGCUGACAUGUUUGGGAAUCCAAGAAGAUUCCCUGGACACAUAUUUUGGGACUUUAAGAUAAACUUGCUCGGAGAAAAGGAUGAUACCCCAGUCCAUUUCUGUGACAAGUGUGGAUUGCCUAUCAAAUUGUAUGGGCGUAUGAUACCUUGCAAGCAUGUUUUCUGCUAUGACUGUGCUAUAUUACAUGAGAAGAAGGGUGACAAGAUGUGCCCAGGCUGUAAUGAUCCUGUGCAGCGAAUUGAGCAAUGUGUGCGAGGGUCUCUCUUCAUGUGUAGCAUUGUUCAAGGGUGCAAGAGAACAUAUUUGUCUCAGAGAGACUUACAGGCUCACAUCAACCAUCGUCAUAUGAGAGCUGGAAAACCUGUUACCCGUCCUCCACUUGAACCUGUUCAUCCUCCUAUUGCCCCGCCUCCUGCUGAAAUUCCUGAGCGUUUCAUAAUGCCACCUGAUAAGCAUCAUAUGAGCCAUAUUCCACCAAAGCAGCACCUCAUGAUGCCACCACCUCCUUUACAGCAUGUGCAACACGAGCAUUACAACCAACCGCACGAGGACAUUCGUGCACCUCCAGCAGAGAUGUCAAUGGCUCCACCACCACCACGCUCGGUCAGUCAGGAUACGUUUCGUAUUUCCACAAGAAAACACAGCAAUUUAAUAACUGUCCCUAUUCAGGAUGAUUCAAAUUCAGGUGCUCGAGAACCACCUCCACCAGCCCCAGCACCUGCUCAUCAUCAUCCUGAAUAUCAGGGUCAACCAGUGGUAUCCCAUCCUCAUCAUAUUAUGCCUCCACAGCAACAUUAUGCACCACCCCCGCCACCACCACCACCAAUAAGCCAUCCAAUGCAACAUCCUCCCCAGGGAGCAGGUACUCCUCAUAUGGUUUAUAGCCAAGCUCCACCACCACCGAUGACCUCUGCUCCACCACCAAUAACCCCUCCCCCUGGACACAUAAUUGCCCAAAUGCCACCAUAUAUGAAUCACCCUCCUCCAGGACCUCCCCCUCCUCAACAUGGUGGCCCACCAGUAAAUGUAAAUGCACCUCCUCCCCAUCACUAUAAUCCUAACUCUUUGCCGCAGUUCAGUGAAGAUCAAGGAACUCUCAGCCCUCCUUUUACACAGCCUGGGGGAAUGAGUCCAGGGAUGUGGCCAGCUCCAAGAGGGCCUCCUCCACCCCCAAGAAUGCAAGGCCCACCUUCUCAAGCCCCACUUCCUGGACCACAUCACCCAGAUCAAACCAGAUAUAGACCAUACUACCAAUGAUAUUAACAGUAAUUUGAACUGAGUAUGCUAUGGGAAGGAUAAACUAUAUACAGCAGCCUUUUAAUGAAUCUGUUUUGGGGGUCUCUUUUUUUUUUUCCCCCCUCUCUUUCUCCUCUUCUCCCCCCCCCCCCCCUUCAAAGAAAUACAAUGGUUGUGACUAACACACUCUGGGGACUUGACUCUUGACUUUUUUUUUUUAAUACCUUGACCUUAGGACUCCGACUUCAGAUAUACUGUAGUGCUAAGAUAAGUGGCUCAGUAGAUAACAGCUACAUUUUUAACAGACUUUGUGUCCCUAGUGAGGUUAAACUCUCAGAGAUGGUCAUUUGUAAUAUUAUUUCCUGAAAAAUUGAACACCCGUUGUACCACUCUAUUGUUUUUGUUAAGUCCAAUGUUUAGUUUUACUUGUGAUACUUUUUUGUUAACCUGUGUACAAUAAUUAAAUUUAAAUAUGGUUGUAAAAAUGCUGGGUUUUUAUGUGAAUUUGAGCACAGACACAAUUACUGAAAAAACAUUUCAUGUUUUGACACUAAUACUUUCCCAUCUGGCAUCAUAAUAAAAUGUGCGGUGUAAGAGACAUUCAAGUUUACCUUUUGCAGUAACAUUGUUUGUAGUAAAGUCUGAUGAUCCAAGUUUAAGGGGCUGUAAAUCUGAAGUGCAGAAUCUUGUAUUUCAUACAAAUUUUUAAAUUUUGAGGCAACUUUGGGAGCACAGAGUGAAUGGUACAUGAAAGACACAGUUUUGGUGAUGACAUGAAGCCGUGUUGUCUUAACAUUUUAAAAUCUUAGCUCCCUUCUUGUGGAAAAUUCUGGUUAACUUGAGAUCUCAUACACUCCCUACUGGUGCUGAAUUCAUGUCUUGUGCAUUUACUCAAUGGAUGGUUUCACAUAAAAGGUGCCAUUUACUGACUCACCACAUGAUAUGAAGGAAUCUGAUUUUUUGGCACUUGUUUUUUUCUUUUUCUAUAUAAAGGGUAAUGUAGAGUAGGAAAGUAUUCCACUUUGAUAACCUGGAGUUAGGGAUCUAACAUCUCUUAUGCAGAUUAAAAAUACAUAUGUAUAAAUCAUGUCAAAUUUUAUUGCCAGAUUUGAUGAAGUGCCUAAUGGUUUACAGGAUUUAAUAAUAUGUUUUAACCAUGGUCUUAAAUAGAUUUGACACACUGUCAGGUCCCUUUAGGCCCAAAAUUUAGGUUUUGUAAAACUUUUUUUUUAUUUUUAAUCCUUUGGAAACAGGCGUAAGAAAUAAAUAUCCUAUUUAACACUAGUUGUGUUAGUGCAGGAGAGCCAGAGAAUGAAACUGUUUACACUGCUCUCAUUGUCCAAGCAGAGUGCUUACUUUUUACAUUGCAGCCACAUUAGUGUUGAAAAAUAAACAUUUUAAAAAAAAACUUUUAAAAAUUAAGGGAGUUUAGAGGUAACAAUCUAUUUUUGACUAGGUAUCUAGUCUCACGUUGUGCCUCUAAAACAAUGUAGGAAACCAUCUGUUUACUGGAAUUUUCUCAAAGGCUUAUUUUAUUUACUUCCGUAAGUUCUGUUUUUGCCUCUCACCUAAUAUGAGUUGUUAGCAUUGCGCCUGUCAGAGCAUCUGAUGGCAGAACAUUCCAAACUUUAUAAUUUUGCAUAUAAAAUGAGUGUCUGACAGUCAGGGCGAGGUUUGUGUUCCGUUAGGUUUGUGUUCUGUUCCUGAAUCUGCCAUUGAUUUGCUGGGUGAUGUUGGGCAAAUCACUUAGGACCUGAUUUUUGAGUUUAGGUGCAUGCAAACUCCAUAAAUGUGUGUGAAAAUCAAAUACUUAUUUUGCACAAAUAGCUAUUAUGUGUCUAAUUGUCCAGUUGCCUAUGCAGUUGUAAUGUGACUAACUUCAAAAAAAUCAGGCUUCUUUGCCUCAGUUUCCCUAUCUGCAAAAUAGGAACAAUACCCACCAUUGUUAAAUGCUUUGACAUCCUAGGAAGAAAGAUGCAAGUUAUUAUAAUAUAGGGUUAGUUGAAACUUUACCAUUUGAGUGUGAGGGGAGAGAGGGAAGAAUGACUCAAUAAGGGGUGUUUUGUUUCGUGGUUAAUAAAUAUGUAAGGUAAUUUAAAGGUACCCCCUUUUGUGUUACAGAAUAUUUUGUUCACUAUCAAAUCACUCACAAGCUAAUAUCUUCAAGCAGAUUUUAUUAUAUACACAGAGGAACCUAUCCAACGGUAAUUCCCCUGUCUUAGGGGAGCACUCGUCUUUCUAAGGUUUCUUAAGGAAUU